AUGGACGACAACAAACGCAAACCAACUGCUUAUGAGAAAUUUAUACGCUCCCUUCAAAGACUAUAUUUUGUCUAUGAGCUCAAUACACAAAUUUCCAUUUGCGAGCCCUGGGAGAAGGUGUUCUGCAAUCUUCUUCUGUGCAGUUGUUUGUGUCUCAUUCUUUACGCGUCGUUUGCCUACGUGCCGAGCUACUGUUUACUACUUUUUCAAUUCCUGGUGCCAGGAACGGCCAGUAAUACGUCCAGUUAUACGAGCGCAGAUAAGUUUUUUAGCGCUGAAUCAUUUUAUAAAUAAAAACACCAAAUAAAAAAUUUGAAAAAUACAA
Molecule: messenger RNA, 325 nt
Organism: Scaptodrosophila lebanonensis
Lineage: Eukaryota; Metazoa; Arthropoda; Insecta; Diptera; Drosophilidae
Product: serine palmitoyltransferase small subunit B
Exons: 2
Coding region: 1-294 (97 amino acids)
Source: RefSeq, a predicted model, not a curated record